This is a messenger RNA of Salvia splendens (bonfire salvia), 2863 nucleotides long. Its product is annotated as E3 ubiquitin-protein ligase UPL5. The record is from RefSeq and is a predicted model, not a curated record. NCBI's taxonomy places the organism in Eukaryota, Viridiplantae, Streptophyta, Magnoliopsida, Lamiales, Lamiaceae. The transcript is spliced from 3 exons. Gene Ontology annotation, molecular function: ubiquitin protein ligase activity; protein binding. Gene Ontology annotation, cellular component: cytoplasm. Gene Ontology annotation, biological process: protein polyubiquitination; ubiquitin-dependent protein catabolic process. Bases 162 to 2657 code for a protein of 831 amino acids.
ACCUCCUUUCUGUUGAAAGAAUCCUCUCUUAAAUUUUGACAAACACAGCUUUACACUCGUCUCCUCUUCCUUCUCCCUUCCAUCGCCGCUCUUGAUUCGCCAAUUCCCCCAAAAUUGAACUGUGUUGUGCCGCCGUGUUUACGAUUCCAUGAACACCGCCGAUGUCGUCAUCUCCCUUCAAGCGCAAACUCGACGAUUACGCCGACGAUGACUCUCCUCCUUUCUCCAUAAACCCUAGUAAGAUGCGAAAGGACCACUCUACCCUCCCCUCCCCCUCCCCCCUCUUCCGAUCAUCCUCCCGCCCCCUCCAAUUCUUCGUCCGUAUACUCUCCGACCGCACCCUAGUCCUCCGCGCCGACCCCUCCGACACCGUCGAAUCCAUCCAUGGCAAAAUCCAGGCCAUCACCGGAAUUCCGGAAUUCGAACAGAGCAUCAUCUACAGCGGAAGGCAGCUCCAGUUUGAUCAGACCCUAGCCGAAUGCAAAGUGCAGAACGAUGCCAGUCUCUAUCUCGUCGGCCGAAUGCGCAGCACGGGGCAUCCGAAGGCGUGGAAGCUCAUCAACAACGUAAUCAAGCUGAUUUUCAAGCUUUGCGGGAGCAAAUCUCCGGUCUAUGUUACACAGACGGUGAAGGUGAUGCUCGCGGAGUUCAUGUCUUUGAUUUCACAGACGGACGUGGAGAAAGCAACUGAGCAUUUGCAGAUUUUCAGUGCUUCGUCGGCCCCCAAAGCGCUAGUCAUGCUCUAUAUGUCUAAGGACAAUAGAGGCGCGGCAGAUGAGGCUAUUAGGCAUUUCGUCACCUCGAGUAAGGGAAUUCUUCAUGUGAUGCAUAAUAUGAGAGGUGAGUUUGUGCCUAUAAUUUUGGAAUUCUGUAGAUUGUUAAAGAAGGCAGCUGGAGUUGAUGAUCCAUUGUAUUGUUUAUGCCGAAGUAGUUUAGCGGGAAUGGUACCGAAUACCGAGCUUGGAGAAAAGGCCAAAACUGGGAUUCCAGAUAUAUUUCCUUUUGUUCAGGAGUUAUCAGCUAAACUCACCAAUGAUUUCGCGUUGAGUACGCAGUCAAUGCCUUUUCCCGGGCCUUCAUUGUCUGAUAUACGAGAUUUCGCUUCAUUUGUGGCACCAUUCAUUAAGGAGAUUGAGGGCUUUUGUGAUCCUAUUAAAUUUCCAUCGGACUUUCGUAGGGCGUGUCGUUAUGGGGAAGAAGCUAGAAUGUUGUAUAAAAUUUUUCAUGAUCUAUUACGUACAUUCGAGAUGCGUUUGAAGAUAGUGGAGGACUGUAUGAACAAUGAUGUGAAACAGGAUUAUGGUAUCCUUUGUGUUGGAUCUUGUCAUCACCUUGAAUUUGCCAAGGAACUUCAUAAAAUCUCAAAAAUUUACAGUGGUUGUGAUUGUUUAUUUUGGGAAACCAUGAAGAGAUACAAGGGGGCUUUCUGUAAUCUUGUUGUCAGGUGUGCAAAGAGGAGUGAGGACCAUACUUGGAUUAUGGAGUGUAAGGAAGUGACCAACUUUGAGGUGAGGAGACAUUUAGCAAUGAUGAAGCUUCCCGAGGUGAAGGAUGACUACGGGGAGAUACAUGAGAUGCUUAUUGACCGCUCACAUUUGUUGGCAGAAUCAUUUGAGUAUAUGAAAAAUGCUGAAAUUGAGUCCUUACGUGCUGGUUUAUUUAUGGAGUUCAAGAAUGAGGAAGCCACUGGACCUGGUGUUCUACGGGAGUGGUUUUUCUUGGUAUGCCAAGCAAUCUUCAACCCUCAAAACGCCCUCUUUGUAGCUUGCUCUAAUGAUCUUAGAAGGUUCUAUCCAAAUCCAGCAUCUAAAGUGGACCCAAUGCACCUAGAGUAUUUUAGGUUCUCUGGAAAGGUGAUUGCCUUAGCCUUGAUGCAUAAGAUACAAGUGGGCAUUGUGUUUGAUCGGCUAUUCUUUUUGCAAUUGGGCGGGCGUACAAUUACCUUAGAAGAUAUAAGGUAUGCAGAUCCCUUGUUAUAUAACAGCUGCAAGCAAAUCUUGGAGAUGGACCCGGAGCUCAUUGAUCAAGAUGCCUUAGGCCUAACAUUUGUUCAUGAAGUUGAGGAGCUGGGAACAAGGAAGACUGUUGAUCUGUGCACUGGCGGGGAAAAUAUUGCUGUAAAUAGUGAAAAUAGGAAGAAAUAUGUUGAUUCUCUUAUACGGCACCGGUUUGUAUUAGCUAUUGCUGACCAGGUAAAGCAUUUUGCUAAAGGUUUUGAGGACAUUAUUGGUUGUCCUCGUCUCCAAAAAUCUUUCUUCAAAUACUUGGAACCAGAAGAUCUGGACUGGAUGCUACAUGGCAGUGAAAGUGCAAUCUGUGUGGAUGAUUGGAAAGCACAUACCGAGUAUCAUGGCUUCAAGGAAACAGAUGAUCAGAUAUCCUGGUUUUGGAAGAUUGUCGGAGACAUGACAGCGGAGCAGAAAAAGAUUCUACUCUUCUUCUGGACCUCAAUCAAAUUUUUACCCGUUGAAGGUUUCAGAGGUUUAGCUUCUCGGCUUUACAUCUACAAGACUUCUGAAUCCCGUAGACGGCUUCCUUCGUCUCAUACAUGCUUUUACCGAUUGUGUUUCCCUGCAUACCGGACCUGUAAUGUGAUGCACGAUCGUCUUAACAUUAUCACUCAGGAGCAUGUAGGAUGCAGCUUUGGGACAUGGUGAAAAUAUGUGGAUUCGGGUCAUUGUGCAGAAAAUAGAAAUUCUCAGUCUUUUUUGUACAUAAUGGAUGACUCUAAAGACGACGACCUUUUUUUUUUGCAACUAGACGAAAAUCGAAAUGAGAAUGGUGAUAAAUUACAGUUGUAACAUGUAGCGACCUCUAUUUAAACUGUUGAUAUGGGUAAUAUAAAAGGCGUGAAUGGUGACAA